Lactuca sativa (garden lettuce) is the source of this 967-nucleotide messenger RNA. RefSeq lists its product as uncharacterized. Lineage: Eukaryota; Viridiplantae; Streptophyta; Magnoliopsida; Asterales; Asteraceae. The record is from RefSeq and is a predicted model, not a curated record.
GUUUUAGAACCUGAUCACCCUUACGGAAAGAAAGAUGUCUGGUGUAUCCCUUGCGGUGGCGCCACGCCCUGACUGCGACAAGAACCCCCCAAACAAUCACCGACAAGACCAGACGGCCGGCGCCGUUGAAGAUGUAAUGGAAUCACUACGUAUGAUGGACCUCCAGUUGGUAGCUUUCAUAACGGUUUUCUCAGCUAGCGGUCUUGUCCCCCUCUUCGACCUUCUCUUCCCAGCCAUCACCUCCGCCUACCUCCUCCUCUUAUCCCAACUAGUCUUCCCGGAGCACACCUCCGCCACCACUUCAAAAGAGCGACUAUUUCAGUCAAGUAGAUCCUUUAGACUUUAUGUGAUUACGGGUCUCGCCGUGGGGCUGUUCUUGCCGUUAGCUUAUGUUUUGGGAGGGUUUGUAAGGGGAGACGAUCAUGCAGUUAAGUCGGCUACACCUCACUUGUUCUUACUCUCGUUUCAAAUAUUGACGGAGAAGGUUGUAAGUGGGCUGUGUUUGUUUUCACCUCCUGUGAGGGCUUUGGUGCCGAUGUUGUAUACAGUUAGAAGAAUCUUUGUUAUAUUGGAUUGGGUACGAGAUGUGUGGUUCAACAAAACCCUGCCAUUAAAUGCAGGAAUUAAGGAUGUUGGAUGGUAUUGGUUUGGGAGAAUCCUAGCGAUGGCUAAUCUGGGUUAUUUCUCAAUCAAUCUGUUUGGAUUUUUGAUUCCACGGUUUCUUCCAAGAGCAUUCGAGCAGUAUUUCAAGGAAAGAAACGAGAUACACGAGAAGUCGUCGGUGAAGGACUUGAGAUCCAAGUAUCCAACACCCACAGGAAUCAGGAUGUGGGCUGCAAGAGACCAUCUACAGUCGGAGAAAUCUGAUUAACAUGGACUGUUCGUUAAUACACGCCAAAAUACGGGUUAAUAUGUUUUUGUUUUAUGUUGAUAAAGUUUAGAUAUACGGGGAAACGGGUCUUUUUUU